Molecule: messenger RNA, 904 nt
Organism: Drosophila santomea
Lineage: Eukaryota; Metazoa; Arthropoda; Insecta; Diptera; Drosophilidae
Exons: 2
Coding region: 1-567 (188 amino acids)
Source: RefSeq, a predicted model, not a curated record
AUGGCCGAUUUCCGGGUCGCAGACGGCGAGCUUGACAGGCAGAGAAUCGGUGUUGCGAUCGCGUUUUGCGGAUUUUUUGCACGGCGCAAUGCGGUCAUACUUUUUGGGAUUUUUUGUUCGGCGCGGCGCAUUCGCACCGGCAAUCAGUCUAUCGAAAUUUUCGCGGGUUUCGGUAACGCGGAGUGUGUGAAAAUGCGAGUGCGCGGACUUUUCCUGCCCAUCGCUAAAAGCGUGGUUCCAAAGGGAUUAUCCACCACCACCCGCACCAGCAUCGUCUGUCAGGAGUGUUCUCUUUGCCACAAAUUAAAAGCGGCACCGCGCCAACGAUUACUUCACACGUCAUUCGAUUUGACAUUCGAUUUGAUGGCAUCUGUCGCCGACAACAAUCAGCAGCAACAAAAACCAGUGUGCCGCUGGAGCACCAUCGUCGUCAUCAUCAUCGUCGUCAUCAUCAGCAACGCCAUCACCAUCACCACCAUCAGCAUCAACAUCAACAUCUUCUCGAGCGACACACAUCUGAAUGGGCGCGUGGGCGUAUACGCGAUAUCACCACUUCGUAUUGAAUAGGCCCAGCUAUUAAUUGGUUCAUCACAGCGCCCCGUCGCGGUAAGUGGAGCAUAAAAUGUGCAGAUCGAACGGCAAUCACUACUAGUAAUAGCGACGACGGAAAUCAGAUUGAAGAGCUGAGCUGCGCCAAGUGAAGUGGGCUGUCGAGGAGGGCGCGGGCGGAUGGAGGGCGGAAUAGUGACAACAUCAUUUACGUGUAGUUUACACUUCUUCACCGCUGCUUCCGUUUUCCCUUGACUCCCUGCGCUCCCUCGGGGGCAGUGCUCAGUGCUCAGUGCUCCGGUUAAAUCCGCAUGCACUUGCCACAAACAUGACAGACUUCAAUCCCCCCACCCCU